Molecule: messenger RNA, 3690 nt
Organism: Aspergillus terreus NIH2624
Lineage: Eukaryota; Fungi; Ascomycota; Eurotiomycetes; Eurotiales; Aspergillaceae
Product: putative spindle-pole body protein (Pcp1)
Exons: 3
Coding region: 1-3690 (1229 amino acids)
Cellular component (GO): microtubule organizing center
Source: RefSeq, a predicted model, not a curated record
AUGGCGUAUCCCUACAUCGACACACCGCGCACCGAAGUCGAUGGCAACGCGACGUACCUGACCAACGGCUUCCGCAGCGUCGGACGACACAACCUGUCCGCUCUUGAUUCGGUGGAAAACUCAUUCCAAACGCCUUCUAAAGAUGAAGAUAUCCUGAAAACGCUCGGCGAUGACCGCAGACGCAGUUCCGGCGGGUUCAAGCUCAACACACCGCGUGCCGGCUCCGGUCCCAAAUCCACGAAAAGCGCGUUUAACAGUCGACAAACGCUCCCGACGACCGCGCCUCCCAAAGGCGAAUUUACGCCGCUAAUGAAGAGCGCAACAAAGAACAAUUUCCUCCGAAACAUGUCGACGGCGCGGACCGGCGCUCCGAAAACCCCAGCGUACCUCAGAUCCGGCUACCGGAGUAAUGGCAACACCUCUGUACUGCCAGGCAUGGAUAUGACCGAUAUUGAUGAGGAGGACGCGACCGACGACCAGCCGACACCCUUGCCGCAGGUGGCCAGCAGUAGCGUGCAGAGUACUCCUCUGCCGGGACUGCCCGGGCGCGACGGGGGUGGAGUGCUCAACGAUGGUCAAAAUAUGAUGACCUUGAAGGAACAAGAAAAGAUAAUCGACAAACUCGACAAGGACAAUUUUGGGUUGAAACUCAAGAUUCACUAUCUUCAGGAGCAGUUGGAGAGGGCUGGUCCUGCGUACAACCAAGCAGCGCUGAAAGAGAAUACCGAGCUCAAAGUCACGAAAUUGACCCUGCAACGCGACAUCUCUCGGUACAAGAAGAGUCUACAGCAGGCGGAACGCGACCUAGAAGCAUAUCGCAUACAGUUCCAAGAACUCCGCGAGAAAUCACGAAGGAGACAAACCGACGACACGAUCCAACGAGAGAUGGACUUGAUGCGGGAAGAAAUCGAGUCGCGGGAUCGCCAAGUGAAGGAAUUACAGGAGGCCCUACGCAAUUCCAGGGACAACCAGUCGCAGGAGGUGGAGAAGCUCCGAGACGAAGUCGAAGAUUUGGAAGCGUCGCUGCGAGAAAAGGAGCGGAUCAUCGACGAGCGUGACGAGGAAAUCGAAGAAUUGAAGGACCGAGAUGGAAAGGAGAAUGAUGCGCUUUCGGAGCUUGAAAGUGAGCUUCAGCGCGCGAAGGAGCAGAUGGAGGAGCUACAAGAAUCGCUGGAUCAAGCCAAGUCGGAAGCUCGCGAGGCGAGGGAGUCUGAAAGCAAGGCUUUACAGGCCAAGGAAGAAGCCGAACAGAACCUGCAGGAGCUCCACGAUGAAAUGGCGAAUAAAUCGUUUAGCACCAAAGGCCUUACGCGUCAGCUCGAGGAGAAAGCGGCGAAGCUGGAGGAAGAGCUCAGAGAACUGCAUCAACAGAAUGAUACGCUUAAGCACGAGCUCGAGUCAAAGUCCUACAAUGAAGCUCGUCUCGAAGAGCAGUACCGCAGUGUUCGGGAAAGCCUGGACAGCGAAGGGCACAAACAACACGAGGAAGCGGAAGCGGCGAAACGCGAAUUGGAGAUGGUGCGACAAGAGCGUGAAGAAAUCCAUGCUCAGCUACAGCAGGCUCUUGAUGAGAUUCAACGCCGGACGGAAGAAAAGGAGCUUCUUCAGACACGGCACUACGCCUUGACGGAUGAGUCCGGUGGCCUCCAGCAAGAUCUCGUGAAAGCCCAAGCCAGAGCCCGAGAGCUUCAGCUGGCGCUUGAGGACGAAAGGCAGCGAGCGUUGGAUGAUGCAGAUAGCAUCAGAACUCAGUACAGGGAGGAGAUCGAGAGGCUGCAAGAGGAAAUCGAAUCUCUGCAGCAUGAGAUUGAGGACAAAGAAGGCCAGUUUGCACUCGAGCAAGACCGAUGGGAGAGUGCAAAGCGCACCUUGCAGCAUCAGAAGGAUCGAGCCGAAGACCAAGCCGCUGGCUUCAAGCGCACGAUUGAGAAGCUCGAACAAGUCGAACACACGCUUACUGGCAAAGAGUCCAAACUCCAAGAGGUCAUUGACAGUGAAAAGGCUCGCCACUUUAACUCCGAGGCGGUUUUGAGCCGUCAGGUGAAGGAGCUGAAUGAUGAGCUUGCUUCAAAACGACAAAUCAUUGAUGACCAACGAACAGAGCUGCUGUCCAUUAAAGAAGAACUCCGCUCUGCCAGACGGACAGAGACGUCUCUGAAGGAAAGGAUACAGGGUCUGGAAGAUGAAAUCGUGGUCUUGCAGGCAAGCCUCGACGAGGAGAAGGAAAUUGCUCGAGGGAGGGUGCAGAGGGGCUCUGAUCAUGAUAACCAGGUCCAGAAGCUGCUCACCGAGAAGCAAAAACUUCGAGACCAGCUGGCCAAUGCUCAUGUUGAACUGCAUGACCUCCGCACCUCGGCAGCCGAGUUAGAAGCCGAGCGUGAUGAACUCCAAAGCCAACUUGAACAAGUUCAAAACCAGGUCGACGACACCUCCCGAUUUGAUCGCGAAAAGGUCGAGCUCCGCAAAACGACAUUACGGCUCGAAGGGGAGCUGAAGCGGUUGAAGGACGAGAAAUCGACCCUGCUAGAAGCAAAGGAAAGCCUCGAAAACCAACUGAACUCGGAGAUUGAGCGAGCUACUGCUGAGGAGAAUCGCCUAUCCGCAGAGGUUGACCAACUACAAGACAAACUCCAGGCCUCGGCGGGCGGCAGAGACCGGGAGCUUACCCUGUCAAAAAGCAAGCUCCAGCGUUAUGAGAGGCGUAUACAGGAACUCGAGGCUCUUCUUGAACAGCAGCCUCUCGCUGAUACUGAUCAUGUAUCGACCAAUGCAGAUCUCUCGCUGCUGCGGCACAACCUAGAUGAAGCCAAGAAGCGAGAGAAGGUGCUUCUACAGCGCGAAGCGGAGCAGAAGUCGUCCGUGCGUAAUUACAAGUCACGGAUUGCUGAGUUGGAAAGAGAGUUGCAUGACGCUUUGAUGAAGAAGUUCGAGACGCGAUCACCCCAGUCGUCGCCUUCUGAUAAGCUUCAUGAAGAGCUGCGAAGCUUGCGCAAGCAGCUCUCGGAGGCGCAUCGGGCUCUACGGGACCUGAAAACCAAGAAUCGUGACCUCGAACGGGCUGCGAUGAGGGAAGAGGACCAGCGCGACCUCCACGAACUUCUCAAAUCGUCUACACUUGAAGCUGAGUCGCUCGCACUGAAGGUGUCGGAGCGAGAUGCCCGUCUGAACGAGUUCAAGGCCCAAGUCCGCCGGAUCCGCGAGGAACGUGCGUUCUGCGCAAGAAAGGCAGAGAGGGCAAUGAAAGAGCUUGAGGCGCUUCAGGAGCGCUACAACCAGGUGGUGGAAAAGGCCGGGGCCAGGUCUGACACGCAAACGCGGCAUGACAAGGAGAUCUUGGGCCUGGGCAAGGAAAUCAUCUGGCUGCGGGCUCGGUUGAAGCGCGAGGAGAAGUUCCGCCGCGAUUUGGCUUGGAGCAAGGGUUUGAUGGAACUUGGCGAGCGAGUUCGGGUGGUUUGCAACGAAGCGGAUCUACGAAUGAUCUCGGAGAUGGGCGUCAAACCACGGGACCGCCACAACAUUCGGGAGCCUCGGCAGAAGCUGAAGACGGCCGUUUCUAUGGUUCGGGCCAUCGUCCGGAUGCAGCGGAUGGGCCAGGAGUGGAAGAAGACGCGGAAGCUGGGCGAGGGCCUGAAACGGGCCAAGAGCGAGGUGUUGAAGAGACGCGAUGGGUCGAGCAAGGUGUCGGUAUGA